AUGGGAGACAACCACAACGUCGGCGACUCUGCUUACGAGUCGCUCGGCGAUGAUGCGUUCUCGCGGACCAUCGACAAACUCCGCGAGCUCGGCAUCGCCGACCUGGUCCCCCUUCCGCAACUUGUUAUGGUCGGUGACCAGUCUUCGGGCAAGAGUUCUGUCCUGGAGAGCGUGACAGGCUUCGCCUUCCCUCGCGCUCCCGAGCUCUGCACCCGCUACGCGACCCAGAUCACUUGUCGCCGCGAUGAUUUCGAGAGUGCAAACGAAGCAAUGGGACUUCGCGGUGUUAAUGAUGGAGAUGGUUCGAAGCUUUCGACCUUUGCCGAAGACAUUCUCGAGAUUGAGAUCAACGGCCCAGACCAACACCACUUGACCGUCAUUGACGUCCCGGGUAUUUUCCGCACGUCUACAAAGGGCCUGACCACCGAUAAUGACAUUGUCAUCGUCAGGAACAUGGUCAACAGAUACAUCAAAGAUCAGCGCACCAUCAUCUUGGCAGUCAUCCCUUGCAAUGUCGACAUUGCGACGCAGGAGGUUCUCACCCUUGCCGAAGAGGUUGAUCCAGAGGGACUUCGAACCAUGGGUGUUCUUACCAAACCCGAUCUUGCCACCGAGCGCGCCACUCAGCAGAUCGUAUGCGAGCUUGUUGAGGGUGAACGCCACUCCCUGCGCCUCGGAUACUGCGUGGUGAAGAACCUCAGUGCGGAUAAUAGCACCUCGACAAUGACUGAUCGCAACUCAUCGGAGAAGGCGUUCUUCUCUGCUAGUCCUUGGUCCAGACUCAGAUCGACGAACCGGGUUGGCGUUGGCAGCCUCGCUAUCCGUCUGCGUGACUUGCUGCGCGACCUCUCCAAGAAGGAAUUCAAUAACGUCAAGGCCGAAAUCCAGCGCAUGCUUGACGAGAGUGAGACCGAACUCAAGCGUAUGGGACCUUCACGGUCUCGACCGGAUGCUCAGAGAAGAUACCUUGGCCGGAUUGCGUCAGAUUUCCAGGAGGCCGCUCUCCGAGCUCGCGACGGACAUUACGAUGGAAUGGACAUGUUCGGCCAGGACGUAAGGUUUCGACUCAUCACACGCAUUGUCAAUCUGAAUGAGACUUUCAAUAAGGUCUUCACCUUGUAUGGUCAUACACUACAGUUUGACGGGCAAGACCAGGAGAAAGUCGGUCCUGGCUCUGUGUUGAAUCUGAAUAUGGGCCCGAAGUCAGGUCGUUCCGUCAGCGAUAUGCUGGAGCAUAUGGAUUUUCAAUGCCCCAAGCCGUUAGAUGACUCGCUUUUGAGCCGCAUCGAAGCUCUAUUCCACCGAUCUCGCACCGCCGAAAUUGGCUCGUUCCCAGGCUCAUUGCUAGCUCAGGCCUUCAAAGAGCAGACACAGAAGUGGGAGCCACUGGUCUUGAAAUAUGUUAGCCAGGCGAUCGUAAUCGUCCAAGAGUUCAUUCUCAGGACACUGCGACUCAAGUGUACCGACAGAAACACAUUUGAAAUGUUGCAUGACCACCUUCUGUUGCCCAAGCUCCGUGCAGCUUAUCAGCGAGCUUUAGAUCACGCUCACUUCCUCCUUGAAGUCGAGCUUAGCGGACAGCCCUACACCAUGAACCAUUACUUCAACAGCAAUCUUCAAGUGUCGCAGACCACUAGACUCCAGGAAGCGAUUAACAAGGCCGUUGGCCCGGCGAGCGUCUACAACGCCCAUGGCACUGUUGCAAGGCGGGCGCCUGGAUAUCUGGGAGCGAACAACAACGGGAACCCCUUCGAUUUUACCACUCAACAAAACACCGGGUCUUCCGGAGCUGCAGGCUGGUGGGUGUCAAAGUCGACGCUCUCCAAGCUCACAACCGAUCGCUCCAACGCUGAGCAGGUCAAAGAGGAUGUCCAUGACACCCUCCGUAGCUACUACAAGGUCGCUCGGAAGCGAUUCGUUGAUGUUGUGCUGCAGCUGGUCAUCUUUCACUUCUUGCUUGAUUCCAAGACUGGCCCUCUCAAGAUCUUCACCCCUGACCUGGUCAUGGGCUUGGAUGACAAGCAGCUACAGAUGAUUGCCGGAGAGGAUACGGCGACGCGGGUUAGACGCGAGGUUCUUACUCGAAACGUUGAGAACUUGAAGCCGUAUGUCUGGCGAUUUCCAGUCCCGAAAAACAUGAUUUGCUUGGUGGAUAUGUUGUCUUCGUCGUUGCUGUUGCUGUGGUGGUUGUGGUUGUGAGACUGUCCGGUACUAGCAUAGCGGUGUGCCGGGGCGAAGAACAAAUUAGCCGUAUAAAUUAUUGCAUUCCCUAGUGCGUACUCACGCAAUUCAGAGAAGAACGAGUUGUACUGCCUAGUCCAG
Messenger RNA from Colletotrichum phormii, 2322 nucleotides. RefSeq names its product interferon-induced GTP-binding protein Mx1. The transcript has 5 exons. The coding region runs from base 1 to 2199 and encodes 732 amino acids. The record is from RefSeq and is a predicted model, not a curated record. Lineage: Eukaryota; Fungi; Ascomycota; Sordariomycetes; Glomerellales; Glomerellaceae. Gene Ontology annotation, molecular function: GTP binding; microtubule binding; GTPase activity. Gene Ontology annotation, cellular component: membrane; microtubule; cytoplasm.